CUUAAUGAUCAAAAACAAGUAAAAUUUGAACCAAAUGUUAAUGAUAAUGAUCAGAUUGAAUCAUUGAUGAUGAAUAGAAAAAAAUUAUUUGAAAAUUGUCUGUUAUUGAUGACCAAUACUACUACUAAUCAUAAUCAUCAUCAUCAAUUAUCAAAUGAAACAAUUAUUUCAUUACCAGAUAUGAUACCUACACUAUUUCCACAUUACAAUCGAAUUCUAAAUGAACUUAUCAAUCAACUGAACUUGAUGUUUGAAACAAAUAUACAAUCUGAAUCAACUACAAUGAAAAAAUUUGAAGAUAAAAUCCAUCAAACAUAUUUUAUGUUAAGCCAUUUGCAAUAUAUAAUCCGUUCGUUAACAAAUUUACAGCCUGUUAAUGAACAUUGUUCACGUUGGUUUUUGAAAAUUUAUUCAAUUUGUCAAGGUUUUAUCGAUGAUGAUGAUGAUACCAAAUGGAUAAAAUAUCGUUAUAUGAUAAUUGUUGGUUCAAAAAUUCUUGAUAUUUAUCUGGUUGAUAUGGCUAAAUCAGAACAAUCUGCUGAACAUUUGAAAAUGUUUCUAUCAAAUCUUGAUCCAUUUACAUUUUGUAUUAUGAUCAAUCAUUUAAAUCAGAUAAAAAAUGUUCAAAUGUCCGAAUUAUUAAGAAAAACUUUACAAAAUUAUAGCAAAAUUUUGGAUAAUCAUUUUUCCCAAUAUCAAUUCAAAUUAUCAUUAAUUCAACAACAAAUAAUGACUGUAUUUACAACAUCGACCAAUAAAAAUCAAAUAGAUUUUGAAACAAUAAUAUUGAAUGAACUAUUGAAUCAUAUUGUAAUCAAUGUUGAACAAUAUGAUGAUGAUGAUGAUGAAACAUUCAAAUUAAUUGCAAUUUUAAUUGAAAAAAUUUGUAAUCAUUACAAUGAAAUUGAU
Dermatophagoides pteronyssinus (European house dust mite) is the source of this 909-nucleotide messenger RNA. RefSeq lists its product as uncharacterized. The record is from RefSeq and is a predicted model, not a curated record. NCBI's taxonomy places the organism in Eukaryota, Metazoa, Arthropoda, Arachnida, Sarcoptiformes, Pyroglyphidae.